AUGCCCCGUCGAUGGGUCUUGGCCGACGACGAAACGUCCUCCGCCGAGUCUGACUUCUCGGAAACCGACGUUUCCUACACUCGUCCUGGCCGCCGCACCGUGGUCAAGCGCCGCUCGUUCUCGCGCGCCCGACGACAUAGCCCGAAUUCAAAUGGCUUUCUUACCCCUGCGGUCAUCGCUCCCCCGCCCCGCCGCGCUGCUUCAACUGGAGGCAGGCGCCGCGGCGGUGACGACCCAGUAGUGGUGGUCGAUGUUCAUAACGAUGUCCACGCCAAACAGGAAUCGCGGGAUCGUCGCAACCACUACGAGCGCCGCGAUGAACGCCGCGCUGCCGAGGACGAUGUCGAAGACGUUGCUCGGGCGUACCGUCGCCCGAGAGUCGUCGCUGAAGCCUCCCGUACUCCGUCUCCCCGCCAGCGUGACUGGGAAUUACUCAUGGACCAGCGCAUUAUGGCCAACAAUGACAUCCGUCAGGACCUAGAGCUUGCUAAACAGCAGCAAGAAAUCGACCAACUCGAGCGGCAGCUCGCGAAGAUCAGGGCGAAACGUCAUGAAGAACGACAUGAACCUGCUGCUCGCCGGCGGCUGGCUGAAGAAGAAUUCUGGGAAGAGGAGCUUGCCGAGAAACUGCGUAAACUUGAACGCCUAGAGCGAUCGAGGCGCAGCGAGGAUGUUCAAAAAGCUGCCGAUGAACGCGCCAGGAUGAAACGGCUGGAAGAAAUCGAGCAAAAGAUGGCUGCCGAGGACGAACAAAGAGCCGCCAACCAGCGCGCUAGAUUCAAGCAGCUAGAAGAAGCAGAGCGAAAGGCCGCUGAAGAGGCAGAGGCCGAGCGCAUGGCCCAAGAGAAGCAUUUGAAAGCGCUUGAAAAACAGGAAAAGAUCAGGGCUGAACGGGAACGUUACAAGCAGGAGAUCCGCGAUGAGGAAGCUCGAAAACUGCUAGAGGAACAAGAACGGAAAAAGGAGCUUGAUGAAAUCAAGAGCAAGGCCAUUCUAGAGUGGAAGCAUGCUGAGGAGGCCAGGAAACUCAGAGAAAUCGAAGAAAAGAAAGCAAAGGACGAAGAGUUUAAAGAACGAUUAAAGCUCGAAUUUGGACUCAGCGAGGAGGAGCUUGAAAAGCGGCUGAAGAAACCCGAGGAGGAGAAAAAGGAGAAGAAGGAGAAGAAGGAAGAAAAGCCAGAAAAAGCAGAAGGUGCAUUGGUUUUUGUAGAACCACCGCCCGAGAAGACGACCUAUAUCCGGGUACACCGCAAAUACCUGCAACCUGCAACAUUGGAAGCUUAUAAAUUACCGUGGGACUGGGAUAAUCGCGACCACAACUACAUAAUCAUCAAGCAAUGGAUUUCGGAGGAUUUCCAGGAAGAGCUUUUCGCUCACACUCGACGACUUCGCGGGGGCAAGCUCAUCGAAGAGACCUCGACGACGCUUACCGAGUUGAAAGUCGACGAUCGGAAAAGAGAUAGAAUGUAUCUCGUUCGGAAGAAGAAUGCCAAUCCCCGGGCCUGGAUUUUUACUUAA
Talaromyces atroroseus is the source of this 1518-nucleotide messenger RNA. RefSeq lists its product as hypothetical. The transcript has 3 exons. NCBI's taxonomy places the organism in Eukaryota, Fungi, Ascomycota, Eurotiomycetes, Eurotiales, Trichocomaceae. The record is from RefSeq and is a predicted model, not a curated record. Bases 1 to 1518 code for a protein of 505 amino acids.